Messenger RNA from Melanotaenia boesemani (Boeseman's rainbowfish), 5940 nucleotides. RefSeq names its product adhesion G protein-coupled receptor L3-like. Lineage: Eukaryota; Metazoa; Chordata; Actinopteri; Atheriniformes; Melanotaeniidae. The coding region runs from base 735 to 5381 and encodes 1548 amino acids. Gene Ontology annotation, biological process: brain development; synapse assembly; cell surface receptor signaling pathway. The record is from RefSeq and is a predicted model, not a curated record. Gene Ontology annotation, molecular function: carbohydrate binding; G protein-coupled receptor activity. The transcript has 25 exons. Gene Ontology annotation, cellular component: cell-cell junction; membrane; axon.
AACCCUCUGUCUAAAAAAAAAAAAAAAAAACUCUUUUUCUUUGUGGUGCGCGUGAGUGGUGAGGUGCUGUUGGUGCUUGGCUAUUUAGCUUUGCGGGACGUGAUGUAUCCCCCGCACAGGAGGACGCCUUGUGGCUUUUAAAAGGAUGUAAGGGACAGAACCGUGGAUACAACAGCAGGAAGCUCCUGUUUUCGUCCCCCCCACCUCUCUCCCGCGUACAUCACCGGGACUCGGAUUGUGGAGUCGUCAGCCAGAGCAGAAAAGACGCGAUUUUUUUUCCCCCCAGGAUUUUGAACAGAGCGACUGAAGGCAACACUUUGGAUUCUCUGUUCCGUCUCUUAGACCCCAUAUGAAAAACACAGAGUGCGCAAGGACGGCACACAACGUCUCAGAGACAGUUUGGAGAGAAAUUAACGCUCACUUUGAAUCUAAGGACGUGAGCUGCAGCGCAACCUCAAAUUUCCAAAUACGCGGACGGAACAUGCGUUCAUUAUCUGGAAUGUGAAACACAGGAUUUGUACUCAGCAACACUCAAGAACCACACGACUUCGAACACCAAGAAUUUGGAAGGCAUCUGGGAUCAGAGCAGCAGGACUUGCGGUCUUGGGGGAAGAGUGGCGCAGUGGAGGGAACUGUGCCAUAAAGAAAGCACCCAAUCAGGGCAUUUACCAGCAAAAGACUUAGUACUGAGUUCAUCUGGGACCUUCAGCAGCGGGCGGUGAGAGAAAGAGGCCAUGUGGACCGCACGCCUGCUAGUCCUCGCCAGCCUCUUUGCACCAGCCGCACUGGCUUUCAGUCGAGCACCCAUCCCUAUGGCGGUGGUGAGGAGGGAACUGUCGUGCGAGAGCUACCCCAUUGAGCUGCGCUGCCCGGGCACGGACGUCAUCAUGAUCGAGAGCGCCAACUUUGGUCGCACUGAUGACAAGAUUUGUGAUGCAGACCCAGCACAGAUGGAAAACACACGGUGCUACCUUCCAGAUGCAUACAAGAUCAUGUCUCAAAGAUGUAAUAACAGGACCCAGUGUGCUGUUGUGGCUGGACCAGAUGUGUUUCCUGACCCGUGCCCGGGAACCUACAAAUAUCUGGAGGUCCAAUACGAAUGUGUACCCUACAAAGUGGAGCAAAAAGGCUCCUCAGUAUUCCUGUGCCCAGGGCUUCUGCACAGGGUGUACCAGAGUGAGCACCUCUUUGAAUCCGACCACCAGUCCGGAGCCUGGUGCAAAGACCCUCUGCAGGCCUCUGAUAAGAUCUACUACAUGCCUUGGACACCCUACCGAACAGACACCUUGACCGAAUACUCUUCCAAGGAAGAUUUCAUCGCUGGAAGGCCGACAACAACCUACAAGCUCCCACAUCGGGUUGAUGGAACAGGCUUUGUCGUCUACGAUGGAGCACUCUUCUUCAACAAGGAGCGCACACGCAAUAUUGUCAAGUUUGACCUCCGAACUCGUAUCAAAAGCGGAGAGGCUAUCAUAGCUAACGCCAACUAUCAUGACACAUCACCAUAUCGUUGGGGAGGAAAAUCCGACAUCGACUUGGCUGUAGAUGAAAACGGACUUUGGGUGAUUUAUGCUACUGAGCAAAAUAAUGGACGCAUUGUCAUCAGCCAGCUCAAUCCCUACACACUGCGUGUAGAGGGGACCUGGGACACAGCUUAUGACAAACGCUCAGCAUCCAACGCCUUUAUGAUUUGUGGGAUCCUCUAUGUGGUGAAGUCGGUAUAUGAAGAUGAUGACAACGAAGCAACAGGAAACAAGAUAGACUACAUCUAUAACACAGAACUAAGUAAAGAUGGGUUUCUGGACAUCCCUUUCCCUAACUCUUAUCAGUACAUUGCUGCUGUGGAUUAUAAUCCUAGGGACAACCUGCUGUAUGUUUGGAACAAUUACCAUGUUGUCAAAUACUCGCUGGACUUUGGAGCAUUGGACAACAGACUUGAAACUUCCUCUUCUGUAAUGGUAUACGUGGAUACAACAGCCUCAACAACAAAGACCACUACUCGACCUUCCACCAUUACCAUGAAAACCACAACAAUCAGGACCACCACAACCAAGAUGCCUGCCACAACAACAGCAGUAACCCAGUGGCCACGGACUACAUCAACCACAGUGACUCCUGCUCAGACACUGGUGGAAACUGUAGAGCCAGAGGAUGAUGACAGUGCAACGCCUUCCUCCAAACUUCCCAACAUCAUAGUGGAAUACUGCAAUCCCCUUGUGAUGAUGGACAUCUCCUGGCCAAAGACCAAGCAAGGCAUGGUAGCCAGAAUGCCUUGUCCACCUGGAACCAUAGGUGUGGCUUCAUAUUCAUGUGUGGGCCCAGAAGGAUACUGGGAUGCACAGGGACCUGACCUUACCAACUGUACCUCCCCUUGGGUCAACAUCAUUAACCAGAAGAUAAAAGCUGGAGAAACAGCAGCCGUCAUAGCCCGAGAGCUGGCGGAGCAAACCAAGAGUAAUCUUCAUGCAGGCGACAUCACCUACACCGUGAGGGCUAUGGUUCAGCUGGUGGACCUCCUCGAUGUGCAGCUGCGGAACCUCACACCAGGCGGCAAAGACAGUGCAGCACGGAGCCUUAACAAGCUGCAGAAGAGAGAGCGCUCGUGUCGGUUUUAUGUUCAGGCCAUGGUGGAGACGGUCAACAAUUUGCUGCAACCGCAGGCCCAGGCGGCUUGGAAGGAUCUGAGCACAGGGGAGCAGCUGAGGGCUGCCACAAUGCUGCUGGAUACGGUGGAACAGGGGGCCUUCGUCCUGGCUGAUAACCUGCUGAAAACAGACAUUGUGCAGGAAAACACUGACAACAUCCAGCUUGAGGUAGCAAGGAUGAGCACAGAUGGGAAUUUGCCUGAUCUGAAGUUCCCACAAAGUGGAGGACAAGGCAACUCUAUCCACCUGUCAGCUAAUACGCUCAAGCAGCACGGCAGAAAUGGUGAAAUUCGGAUAGCUUUCGUCCUGUACAAACACAUCGGAAGCUACCUUUCAACAGAGAACGCCAGCAUGAAGUUGGGCAGUGAAGCUAUGGCAACUAAUUACUCCGUCAUUGUCAACUCACCGGUUAUCACAGCUGCCAUCAACAAGGACUCUUAUAAAGUCUACCUCUCUGACCCUGUCAUUUUUACCAUUAGACAUCUGCAGCAAUCUGAGGAAAACUUUAACCCCAACUGUUCCUUCUGGAGUUACUCCAAGCGAACCAUGACUGGUUACUGGUCGACACAGGACUGCCGCUUACUGGGCACCAACAGGACACACACCGCAUGCUCCUGUACCCAUUUGACCAACUUUGCUGUCCUUAUGGCCCAUGUCGAUGUCAAGAAUACAGACCCUGUUCACGACAUGCUUCUGGAUGUCAUUACCUGGGUGGGCAUCCUGCUUUCACUGGUAUGCCUGCUUAUCAGCCUCUUCACCUUCUGCUUCUUCCGCGGCCUCCAGAGUGAUCGCAACACCAUCCAUAAGAACCUGUGCAUUAGUCUGUUCAUUGCUGAGUCCCUGUUCCUGGUGGGGAUCAAUCGGGGCGACCAGCCGGUUGCUUGUGCUGUUUUUGCCGCCCUGCUCCACUUCUUCUUCCUGGCAGCGUUCACAUGGAUGUUCCUGGAAGGUGUGCAGCUCUACAUCAUGCUAGUGGAGGUCUUCGAGAGCGAGCACUCGCGCCGACGCUACUUCUACCUGGUGGGCUAUGGAGUUCCCGCACUGAUUGUGGCCGUCUCUGCUGCUGUAGACUACCGCAGUUAUGGCACAGAUAGAGUUUGCUGGCUUCGCCUGGACACAUACUUCAUUUGGAGUUUCAUAGGACCAGCAACCUUGAUAAUUAUGCUCAACGUGAUUUUCCUGGGCAUCGCGCUUUACAAGAUGUUCCAUCACACGGCCAUUCUGAAACCAGACUCCGGUUGCCUGGACAACAUCAAAUCAUGGGUGAUUGGGGCUAUCGCCCUUCUGUGUCUCCUGGGCCUGACCUGGGCCUUCGGCCUAAUGUAUGUCAAUGAGAGCACGGUGGUCAUGGCUUACCUCUUCACCAUCUUCAACUCCUUCCAGGGAAUGUUCAUUUUCAUCUUCCACUGUGUGCUGCAGAAAAAGGUUCGUAAGGAGUAUGGGAAGUGUCUGCGCACUCACUGCUGCAGUGGUAAAAGUGUGGACAGCUCUAUUGGCUCUGUGAAAGGCAAUGUCUCUCGUGCUCCAGGACGCUAUUCUGCAGGGUCACAGAGCCGCAUCCGUCGAAUGUGGAAUGACACCGUCAGAAAACAGUCUGAGUCCUCUUUCAUGACCGGAGACAUCAACAGCUCUGCAUCACUCAACAGAGGGGCUAUGGCUAACCAUCUUAUACCUAAUGCACUCCUACGUCCUCAUGGCACUAACAAUCCCUAUAAUACAUUGCUUGGGGAAUCGGCAGUCUAUAACAACCCUCUGGGCAUGUACAACGCACAAGAGCCCUACAGAGAGACAAAGGGAAUCCUGAACAAUGCCCGGGAUACAAGUGUCAUGGAUACUCUACCACUGAAUGGUAACCAUGGCAACAGUUACAGCAUCGCCAGCGCCGAGUACAUGAGUGAUUGUGUCCAGAUAAUCGAUCGGGGCUACAACCACAAGGAGACCACCCUGGAAAAGAAGAUCCUGAAAGAGCUCACCUCCAAUUAUAUCCCUUCCUACCUCAACAAUUCCCACGAGCGCUCAAAUGAGCAGAACCGGAACCUCAUGAAUAAGCUGGUCAAUAAUGUUAGCAACGGUGGCAAGGACAGUGGUUACGGGAUGGGCUUGGGAAUGGGCAUAAAUGUUGCUCUGAGCCUGGAUGAUCACUCCACCUUUGGUCAGCACCACGACGAAGGCCUGGGUCUGGAGUUAAUUCGCGAGGAGUCUAACGCACCGUUGUUGCCACAGAGGCCGCCUCCGACCCUGCAGGCGGUGGACAACCUUCACAAUCACCUCCACCAAUCGGUUCCUCCAACCCUUCCAUUGCCCCACCAUCCCUUCUCCUCAGCCACUACCUCCUCCUCGUCUCGAAGGAGGAUCCCCCAGGAGAACAGCGAAAGUUUCUUUCCGUUACUCAAUAACGAGCACACUGAGGAUGAGGGCUCGUCGCCCAACCACAGCCAUCAGAGAGACUCCCUCUACACCAGCAUGCCCAUGCUGCCCGGCCUGCCUGACGUGUCUGCAGAAUCUGCUGAAGGCUCCAAGGAAGGCAGAGACGCCAAAAGCCCGGAGGCCAGCUCGGACGACGUUUACUACAAAAGCAUGCCUAACUUGGGCUCACGUAACCACCUGCAUCAGCUGCACUCCUAUUACCAGCUAGGACGGGGCAGCAGUGAUGGCUUCAUCGUUCCCCCUAACAGAGAGGAUUUAUCUCCAGAGGAGGCCCACCAGGAGCCCUCGCACCUGGUCACCAGCCUAUAGGUCCUUACAGCGUUCCUCUCCUUCCAUUUGACACACUCGUAUUCUAUCAACUUUUCCUCCCUGAGUCCUAUUGCUCCAUCCGUCGUUGGCAGUGGUAGCCUUUCUUUUUAUCAUGUCCCGUAGACUGAAGCAGAGCAAACGACUGUUUUCUCUCUGUUGCUCUUCACAAACAGGAUAAUAAUUGCUAUAACAUGGGGGCUAAUAUGUGACUGUAUUUGGUUAGACAUUGCAGGACGUUGAUGUUGUUUUCCACCCCCCCCACCCCCCACUUUAAAACCCUCUGUGGUUUGCCGUGUUUUGUCUCAUUGUGAAAAGAGACAAUUAACUCACACAGGAUUCUUAGGUCUCAGCAAUGAGACAGUCAAGAGGAACUGGAAAGUCUCAGAGUCUGAAGUAAAGACUUCACUGGAAUAAAUGGGGAAUUAAAAAAAAAAAGACUAUUUUAUUAUACUUCUUUAUCUAUAUUGACUUUUUGAAAGAUUUUCUUCCUCUUUGGUGAGUUGCAGCACAUUUUGUUUGCUGAAGUGUCCCUUCAAUAAAAUAAAAGCAAAAAAAAAAA